Symphalangus syndactylus (siamang) is the source of this 1049-nucleotide messenger RNA. RefSeq names its product Myb/SANT DNA binding domain containing 5 (gene MSANTD5). Lineage: Eukaryota; Metazoa; Chordata; Mammalia; Primates; Hylobatidae. The record is from RefSeq and is a predicted model, not a curated record.
AGAGACCUCCAGAAGCCGAGAGAAGCAAACACAUUUCCACACUCCGGACUCCCCAGUUCCUCCCGACUCUCCUAGGUUCCACUGGAGGAGAGUAAGUGGCGGUGUUCCGCCAACUCAGGAACGGACCAGACCCUGCAGGCGCAGUGAGAAGACUCCCGGGAGAAAACUCAGGAGUGAAAAUAGAGAAAGUAAUACUUCCCACUGAAACUACCAGAAACAUCCAGAAAAUGGAGCAGAAAAACGCAGCCCAGGGAUCAGAAAAACCCUCAGUCCACUCAAUUAAACCUUGGAGUGACCAGGAAAUCCAGAGUUUCCUGCAAGAAUGGGAAUUUCUUGAGCGUGAGGUGUACAGGGUGAAGAAGAAGUAUCACAUAGUAUCAAAAACAAUUGCUGUGCGUCUCAAGGAGAGGGGUAUGAAUAAGAGCUGGAAGGAAUGUCUCCAGAUGCUGAUAAGCUUGCAGGACUUAUACUUCACUAUUCAGGAGGCCAACCAGAGGCCAAUGUGCCAACCCUUGCCAUGUCCUUAUGGCGAGGCCCUGCACAGGAUUCUGGGGUACAGAUGGAAGAUCAGCGUCUUCUCAGGUCCUCCCUGUGCAGAUGUGGUUCACCUCGCACCUCCCGGGCACCAGCCCCAGGCCCAUGGCGUUCCCAUAGUCUUUCAGGAGCCAAUGUGGGCCCCAACACCUGUGAUCUUUGUGGAAAAUCCUCAGGUACCCAGAUGGGAGCCCUGGAACAUGAAUGGUCAUGUUCCAUAUAUGUAUCCUGCUUUUCCCCCAGCAGCCCCAGGCCCCCUACCACAGUGGGCCAUCUCUACUGACUGAUCCAGAUCUCGAAGACAAUUAGAAUCUGGAUCCUGAUUGUUCAGAAAGACUGAAAAACAGCACAAUCUGUGUGUAGUGAAUGACUCCUUCCUCUCCUCACCUGGUGCUUUCAGUUACUCAUUGGUGCAGUGAGAAUAAAUGUGAAAUAAUGAAUGACCAUGACCUUAUCCCUUUCUGGCUCAUGCUUGUGGCUUGGGUUGAACCUCUAAUUGUAGAAAGACUAUGGGA